AUGGCUACGCGCUUACCUUCAGCAGGAGUUGACAAAUCCGCAGCAAAAAUCCAAGCUGCAUUCCGUUCACAUCAAGCGCGGCUUAGAUUAAAGAAGCAAGCAGCAUGGAAAAUGCACGAGAAACUUGAAUAUGCCAGCGAACAAACGGAAUCGAAACUCAAAGAUAUGUUUGACAGAUUACUUAAAGCUUCCGAGACAUUGUCACCAUCGGUUGCGAAAUUACUUCAGAAAGCGGGAUUACCUGUAGAAGAAAAAGAGCUGCUAAAAUCAACAAAUCCUGAUAGUAUUCCAGUUGAGUCAAGUUAUCGAGGACCACGUAUUGAUGGUCCAAUUACGAGAAAGACAUUGGUAGAUUUAAUUGAAGCUUUUCAACAAGGACAAGUUUUACAUGAAAAAUAUGUAUGUGUAAUUCUUCAUCAAGCACGCGCUAUACUUAAAGCCUUGCCAAAUUUCAAUCAUAUCGAUUUAUCUGUCUUACGUCAUAUACACAUUAUUGGCGAUCUGCAUGGACAAUUAGCUGAUUUAUUACAUAUAUUUAAUGCAAAUGGAUUGCCUUCGACUGACAAUCCGUAUAUAUUCAAUGGGGACUUUGUGGAUCGAGGUCAUAAUUCAGUUGAAGUUAUUCUAUUGCUCAUGACUUCGUUGGUUCUUUAUCCAAGCUCUGUAUUUCUUAAUCGAGGCAAUCACGAAGAUAUUAUGGUUACCGUUCGAUAUGGUUUUCAAAAUGAAGUUAUCCAAAAAUAUAGCGCGCGCAAAGGACCAAUAAUUGAUCUAUUUAAAGAUAUAUUUAGUUGGCUACCAAUUUAUUCAUACGUUGAAACCGGAGCAGCGAAAAUUAUUAUAAUACAUGGAGGAAUAUCGGAUAAAAUUAAUUUAAAACAAAUUAAUGCUCUUACGAGAAACAGAUAUGUUUCAAUUGAAGUACCGCCCGAAUCAAGAGGUGGCGGUAAACGAUUGACUCCUGAGGAAGAUAAUGAAUAUCGUCAAAUACAAGAUUUAUAUUGGAGCGAUCCAGAUCCUCAAGGUCGUAAAGGAUGUCGAAAAAACGACGAUAGAAACAUUGCUACUUUUUUUGGUGCCGAUACAACACGAGAUUUUCUUGCUAAAUAUAAUCUUUCAAUGAUCAUACGUUCACAUCAAGUCAAACCAGAAGGCUAUGAAUAUACACAUGAUCGUAAAGUUCUGACGGUAUUUAGUGCAUCGAAUUAUUCUAAAGGAUCCAAUUGGGGUGCGAUUGUACGAUGGGAUUACAAUGAGCCAGAGCCAUGGAUAAUUUCAUAUAAAACUGAACCUGUUGAAAUGGGAAAACUAAGCUUUAAUAAACAAGUAACAUUAUUCGAAGAUCCAGCAUACCAUUCAUUGGCAGAAAAACUUAUGACAAAUAAAAAUUUACUUCUAAAAGAAUUUCAAAAUGCAGAUACCAAUCAGACAAAUCAUUUAUCUUUGACUGCUUGGUCGCAAAUUAUGUCAAGUGUACUUCAAGUCGAUUUACCAUGGCUUGUAUUACGCAAAAAGCUUGUAGAAGAAGAUGAACAAGGAAUUCUUUAUGAUACUCUGUUUGAUGGAUACCAGCUAGAUAACACGAAAUUUCAAAUGUCUAACACAGGUAUUAUGGAAGAUUUAUAUAUGUGGAAAGAUAUGCUGAUGAUAUUAUUUAAUUUAAUUGAUUACAAUCAUUCUGGUUUUAUUAGUCGUAAUGAAUUUUCUGACAUUAUUAAACUUUUAAUUAUUGGUGAAAAUGGUACCGGUGAAGUCAAUGAAGCAUACAUUGAAGAACUUACAUUGGCUAUGGAUUUUGAUAAGAAUGGAAAAAUUGAUAUUAACGAGUUUCUCGAGAGUUUUCGUAUUGUUUACGUGAAGGAUUCGAAUGGUCCGAAUACGAAUGCAAACAAACCCAAAGCAACAAAUAAACAUAUUAAAAAAACUGUCUUCUAA
Messenger RNA from Rotaria socialis, 1935 nucleotides. Lineage: Eukaryota; Metazoa; Rotifera; Eurotatoria; Philodinida; Philodinidae. The record is from the annotation of a GenBank genome assembly.